This is a messenger RNA of Drosophila willistoni, 782 nucleotides long. RefSeq lists its product as uncharacterized. Bases 114 to 536 code for a protein of 140 amino acids. Gene Ontology annotation, molecular function: DNA binding. The transcript is spliced from 3 exons. NCBI's taxonomy places the organism in Eukaryota, Metazoa, Arthropoda, Insecta, Diptera, Drosophilidae. The record is from RefSeq and is a predicted model, not a curated record.
CGAUAGUAUUUCUGGACUAUCGAUUGUUUACCAAAUUGCAAAAAGCUAUAGGAGAUGGCCGAGAAACAUGUAUUGGGAGUAUCCGUUGAUGAUAUCUGGGGCAUACCUGCAAUAUGGAAAAGUAUUUAGUAACAUCAGCUCCUCUCAACAAUACUAGCGACACAAAUGCUGCGGUUCCGAUUGAGCAGCAAAGCUACAAGCGCAAGAGGAACGCCUCGGAAGUUUGGACUCAUUUCGAAAAAUGUAAAAAUAAUUCUACGGCCAAAUGCAAGGUAUGUGGAAAAGAAUAUAAAAGGAGCGGGAAUACAUCCAACUUAAUGGAUCAUCUGAAGCGUUCUCACUCUACCAGGCAAAUCUUGCUUGAUAAAUCUCUAGCCAAGAUGGUAGCAAGAGACGUUCACGCUUACAGAAUUGUAGAAGACCUUGGAUUUCAGGAGUUCGUCCACUUGCUAGAUCCGAAAUACAAGAUGCCAAGUCGUACCACGCUCCAAAAUGUGUAUAUCAAAAAUAUGAACCAAUUCGUGUUCAAGCUUUGAAAAACGUUCUUAAUGACAUUGAUUAUUGUUCAUUAACUUCAGAUCUAUGGACUUCCCAAAGCAAUAUAAGUUACAUUACAGUUACAUGCCAUUUUGUACAAAAUUCUUGUCUUAAGUCCGCAGUACUCUCAACCAGACCGCUUAAUAAUGAAACAAACCAUGGCAGUCAAAAUAUAGCAGAGACUAUUAAAGAGAUUGCUGAUGAGUGGCACUUAUAUCCGAAAAUCGUUACUAUUGUAACUGACA